Molecule: messenger RNA, 225 nt
Organism: Henningerozyma blattae CBS 6284
Lineage: Eukaryota; Fungi; Ascomycota; Saccharomycetes; Saccharomycetales; Saccharomycetaceae
Gene: DAD4
Product: Dad4p
Exons: 1
Coding region: 1-225 (74 amino acids)
Biological process (GO): attachment of spindle microtubules to kinetochore
Cellular component (GO): DASH complex; mitotic spindle
Source: RefSeq, a predicted model, not a curated record
AUGCAAAAUCCUCAUGAGCAACAACAGAUAGAUAUACUUCGGAGGAUCACCGCUACUGUCGAUAGGCUUAAUGAGAGUGUAGUGACAAUGAAUAAAGAACUCAAAGUGGCCAACAGCUAUUCGAAUAAAUUAAAGUUUAUAGGAGACUUAUCAGAACAUUACCAUGAGAGCACGCAGUUCAACUUAAAGGCUACUGGGCUGAAAAAAGAUCCUACAACGAAUUGA